GCAGAGCACUUGACAGGCGAACAGGAAGCUGCUCUUUCUCAUCAGAUCUGGGAACUGUGACUUUGCUCGCCGGCCUUUUCUCUGUAAAACAUCCGGGAAACAAUCAAAGCUGGAAAUGGCUCAGGGAAAAGAUCAGUCCUUCGCCAGCCGCCUUUUCCACCGGUGCCGUAAAACUAGCCAGGAGCUGAGAGGACAGGAGACCGAGGCGCCUCGGGUCUCGGACUUCACCGUGGCGUGGGAUCGGCUCAUGAAAGAGUUCUUAGCUAAAGCCAAAGAAGAUUUUUUAAGAAAAUGGGAGUGUCCACCACAGAGCACGACGUGCCUGGACGACUUCGACAGGUUCAAGACUCUGGGGACCGGCUCAUUUGGCCGAGUGUUGCUGGUCAAGCAUAAAGGAACAAACCAGUUCCACGCCAUGAAAGUCUUGGACAAACAAAAAGUGGUGAAGUUGAAGCAGAUCGAACACACGCUGAAUGAAAAGAGAAUACUGCAGGCCGUCUCCUUCCCCUUCCUGGUCAGGUUGGAGUACUCCUUCAAGGACAACUCCAACCUCUACAUGGUCAUGGAAUACGUGCCUGGCGGAGAGAUGUUCUCGCACCUCAGACGCAUUGGAAGGUUCAGUGAACACCACGCCCGAUUUUAUGGCGCUCAGAUCGUACUCACCUUCGAGUACCUCCACUCUUUGGACCUCAUCUACAGAGACCUGAAGCCUGAAAACCUGCUCAUAGACCAGCGUGGCUACAUUCAGGUCACAGACUUCGGCUUUGCUAAAAGGGUAAAAGGCAGGACCUGGACAUUGUGUGGGACUCCUGAGUACCUGGCUCCAGAGAUCAUCCUCAGCAAGGGCUACAACAAAGCUGUGGACUGGUGGGCCCUCGGAGUCCUGAUCUAUGAGAUGGCUGCUGGUUACCCUCCCUUCUUUGCUGAUCAGCCCAUACAGAUCUACGAGAAGAUCGUUUCUGGCAAGGUACGAUUCCCCUCCCACUUCACCUCCGACCUGAAGGAUCUGCUGAGAAACCUCUUACAGGUGGACUUGACCAAGAGGUUUGGGAAUCUAAAAAAUGGCGUAAAUGACAUCAAAAAUCACAAGUGGUUCUCCACAACGGACUGGAUAGCCAUCUACGAGAGGAAGGUUGAAGCCCCCUUCUUACCCAAGUGCAGAGGACCGGGAGACACCAGCAACUUUGACGACUACGAAGAGGAGGACAUUCGUGUGUCGCAGACAGAAAAGUGUGCCAAGGAGUUUGCUGACUUCUAGCAAUUUCCAGCAGGGCCUCUCCUGGGAGUGAAGGUGGAACUGUCAUGUGUCCAAAACAAAUGCUCUGUUCUUUUGUUGCACAAGUGAAGGAGCUCCUUAGACAGCCCACCUCGUCCUCUUCCCUCCCAUAUUUUCUCCACCUCUUUUUCAAAUAACAUUGGCCUUCCAACUGAGGCCCGCCCUUCAAGAUAGUAGCAUUGCACCUCCGUCUUCUUUUCUCCGCUCCGUCCAUCAACGUCCUGGUGGUUUGUCCAAAACAUUUCUGGCUCGCAGCGUCGUUUGUCCAUGGAAUUUGAAAAUGUUUAACCUGUGUUUAGAUUCCGGGUGGUCAGAGAUACUCGGCACCAAGUCAUUGUUGUCCGCCCUCAGACGCAUCAUCACAUAGAAACACAGGCCUGAAGUACACUGGAGUCACCUUUUGCUCAAAGACACCUCAGCAGUGGUUGCUGGUGCAAAAUACACUAUAUUGCCAAAAGUAUUUGGCCACCUGCCCUGACUCACAUGUGACCUUGAAGUGCCAUCCCACUCAAUAUGACCUUUUGCAGCUAUUACAGCUUCAACUCUUCAGGGAAGGCUGUCCACAAGGUUGCCGAGUGUCUUUAUAGCAAUUGUCCACCAUUCUUCCAAAAGCGCAUUGGUGAGGUCACACACUGAUGUUGGUGGCGAAGGCCUGGCUCUCAGUCUCCGUUCUAAUUCAUCCCAAAGGUGUUCUGUUGGGUUCAGGUCAGGACUCUGUGCAGGCCAGUCAAGUUCAUCCACACCUGACUCUGUCAUCCAUGUCUUUAUGGACCUUGCUUUGUGCACUGGUGCACAGUCACAUUGGAAAAGGAAGAGGCCCGCUCCAAACUGCAUGGAAUUGUCCAAAAUGUUUUGGUAUCCUGGAGCAUUCAAAGUUCCUUUUACUGGAACUAAGGGGCCAAGCCCAACUCCUGAAAAACAAUCCCACAUCAUAAUUCCUCCUCCACCUGUGGCCGGGCCAAGUGAUUAGAACACCUGAUUCUGAUCAUGUGGAUGGGUGGCCUAAUACUUUUGGCAAUAUAGUGUAUGUUGAGUCAGUGAUGGGGAUCCUAAAGUCCCAUGACCGAGUUACAAACUUCAUUGGUUCCUGGACAAGGAUCCUAAAUGGAAAAGUUCCCGGAGUAAAGUAAAUCUCUCCGUAAGAAACAAUGUAAACAUGAAUAAUGUCUUCCAGUCUUGACAAAAGUCUGUUAUUUAGUGGAGAUUAGUACUUUCAAACAGUGACCUGCAGCAGGGGCCCACAAGCCUUUUUGCACCGGGGGCCAGUUUAAUUUGGGCAUUAUUUUCAGGGACUGAUAAAUACAUGUAUAGCAAGUAAGUGCAUGAAAAAUUAGUGCAAUUGAAGAGUAGGGGCAUAGUAAGUCAGUGAUGUACUGAGGGGCCCCACCAUGCAACUGAAGAGUAGGGGCAUAACAAGUCAGUGAUGUACUGAGGGGCCCCACCAUGCAACUGAAGAGUAGGGGCAUAGUAAGUCAGUGAUGUACUGAGGGGCCCCACCAUGCAACUGAAGAGUAGGGACAUAACAAGUCAGUGAUGUACUGAGGGGCCCCACCAUGCAACUGAAGAGUAGGGACGUAACAAGUCAGUGAUGUACUGAGGGGCCCCACCAUGCAACUGAAGAGUUGUGGCAUAACAAGUCAGUGAUGUACUGAGGGGCCCCACCAUGCAACUGAAGAGUAGGGGCAUAACAAGUCAGUGAUGUACUGAGGGGCCCCACCAUGCAACUGAAGAGUAGGGGCAUAACAAGUCAGUGAUGUACUGAGGGGCCCCACCAUGCAACUGAAGAGUAGGGACGUAACAAGUCAGUGAUGUACUGAGGGGCCCCACCAUGCAACUGUGGAGUUGUGGCAUAACAAGUCAGUGAUGUACUGAGGGGCCCCACCAUGCAACUGAAGAGUAGGGACAUAACAAGUCAGUGAUGUACUGAGGGGCCCCACCAUGCAACUGAAGAGUAGGGACAUAACAAGUCAGUGAUGUACUGAGGGGCCCCACCAUGCAAUUGAAGAGUAGGGGCAUAGUAAGUCAGUGAUGUACUGAGGGGCCCCACCAUGCAACUGAAGAGUAGGGGCAUAACAAGUCAGUGAUGUACUGAGGGGCCCCACCAUGCAACUGAAGAGUAGGGACAUAACAAGUCAGUGAUGUACUGAGGGGCCUCACCAUGCAACUGAAGAGUAGGGACAUAACAAGUCAGUGAUGUACUGAGGGGCCCCACCAUGCAACUGAAGAGUAGGGGCGUAACAAGUCAGUGAUGUACUGAGGGGCCCCACCAUGCAACUGAAGAGUAGGGACGUAACAAGUCAGUGAUGUACUGAGGGGCCCCACCAUGCAACUGAAGAGUAGGGACGUAACAAGUCAGUGAUGUACUGAGGGGCCCCACCAUGCAACUGAAGAGUAGGGACGUAACAAGUCAUCUAUGAAGAAGCUAAAUGUUGUGUCUGGAGGGAGCCACCAAAGUUAGGUGGUAUAAAAUGUUAUUUCAUGUCUCUGUGUGGCCCGCUAGCAAAUGUGUCUUACGGACCAGUGCCGGUACCUGGACCCGGAGUUGGGGGCCACUGCUGUACAGUUCUGUAUGUCAAACAAACAUGAGUUAAGGGUUAACUUUCUAUUUAUCAACAAGCUACAACAAAGACAAGCUGAAAUGUUCUGUUCUUUAGUGCCCUCACAAAAGACCAGAAAUCCCAACUUUAACAACCAUUUUGCUGCAAUAGUAAACAUUUUCAAAUCCACUCUCAUGAGCUGCUCCUCCCGAGAGGAGACCGAGGGAGAGAAUUAGUCAUGUUUACUUUGAUUCUUAUGGCCAACUCUGCUUCACUGUCCGCAAACCACCUUGAAGAACCAAAUUGGGUUCGUAGAUCGUGGUUCCUCUGUACGUGUUUUGCUUUGAUGUGGCUCGAAGCCAUCGUUUUUUUUCCAAUCUCAAAGUCCUUUGCUGUCCCUCACCUUCAUUGAAAUGGGGGAGAAUCCCAGGCUUGAAUCUACGAGACUAACUGGGUCACCUUGAGGCUAGCUUCUGAAGUGACACCAGGACAGGUGUGGCAGCUUGAAGUAAGAGCUAAAGAUCCAGGUGCUGCUGGGGUCACUAAUGUCCAUUUCAAACUGAGGCAGUGAGGCGACCAAGCUGUCCGUGGACUUGGACUGUGAAUGCAGUGGACUUGGACUGUGAACGCAGUGGACUUUGGACUGUGAAUGCAGUGGACUUGGACUGUGAACGCAGUGGACUUUGGACUGUGAAUGCAGUGGACUUGGACUUUGAAUGCAGUGGACUUGGACUGUGAACGCAGUGGACUUGGACUGUGAACGCAGUGGACUUUGGACUGUGAAUGCAGUGGACUUGGACUUUGAAUGCAGUGGACUUGGACUGUGAACGCAGUGGACUUGGACUGUGAAUGCAGUGGACUUGGACUGUGAACGCAGUGGACUUGGACUGUGAAUGCAGUGGACUUAGACUGUGAAUGCAGUGGACUUGGACUGUGAAUGCAGUGGACUUGGACUGCGUAUGACAGUGGACUUGGACUGUGAAUGCAGUGGACUUGGACUGCGUAUGACAGUGGACUUGGACUGCGUAUGACAGUGGACUUGGACUGUGAAUGCAGUGGACUUGGACUGUGAAUGCAGUGGACUUGGACUGCGUAUGACAGUGGACUUGGACUGUGAAUGCAGUGGACUUGGACUGCGUAUGACAGUGGACUUGGACUGCGUAUGACAGUGGACUUGGACUGUGAAUGCAGUGGACUUGGACUGCGUAUGACAAGUGAAACACCAUCUGUGUAUCGUCCGUGAGGAUAUUUGAAUGUUCACAUCCUCGUCCUUGGAUUCUUGGCUCCAUGAACGGAUGGCAGGUGGACUGUGGACUGUGGACUGUGGACUGUGGUCUGUGGUCUGUGGACUGUGGACUGUGGACUGUGGUCUGUGGACUGUGGACUGUGGUCUGUGGACUGUGGACUGUUGAAAGCAGCAGGCCUCAUCAGUUCCUGCUCACAGACCUCGAUGGGACAGCUUUGGUCUGAGAGGCCGGUGCAGGAUCCAAGGUAGUUAUCUGCGUGUCUGGACAUGUCCCCUCUUCUAGAGCAGGGCUUCUUAACCUUUUUGACCUCGCAGCCCAACUUUUCUACUACUGAGGGGCCCGAACAUUAGCAGUGAUUAGUAACCCUCCUCUGGAUUUGAAUGAAGGCUAACAUGCCUACACUUUGUCAGCCCAAGUGGGAUUUGUUUUACCCAGCGGACUGUUGGCACUGCAAGUCAAAUGUGAUUUUUAAACGUGCACUGGGCACAAACUUGUGAAAACACAGGAAGUUGACCACGAGGAAGUCGCUACCACUACAAAAUAAAAUAAAAGUUGCAGCACCUUAAAA
Messenger RNA from Nerophis ophidion (straightnose pipefish), 5628 nucleotides. RefSeq names its product cAMP-dependent protein kinase catalytic subunit alpha-like. Gene Ontology annotation, molecular function: cAMP-dependent protein kinase activity; ATP binding. Gene Ontology annotation, biological process: peptidyl-serine phosphorylation. Gene Ontology annotation, cellular component: cAMP-dependent protein kinase complex; nucleus. Lineage: Eukaryota; Metazoa; Chordata; Actinopteri; Syngnathiformes; Syngnathidae. The transcript is spliced from 10 exons. The record is from RefSeq and is a predicted model, not a curated record. Bases 116 to 1258 code for a protein of 380 amino acids.